AUGGAUGACAUUGUCAACAGAGUCAGGCCUGGUAGUGGAGGAGGUGUUGAUGGUGCUCCACAACUGACUAAGCCUGGAAGUGGAGGUGGUGUUGAUGGUGCUCCACAACUACCCAAGCCUGGUAGUGGAGGUGGUGUUAAUGGUGCUCCACAACUAACCAAGCCUGGCAGUGGAGGUGGUGUUGGUGGUGCUCCACAAAUAACCAAGCCUGGUAGUGGAGGUGGGGUUGAUGGUGUUCCACAACUAACCAAGCCUGGUAGUGGAGGAGGUGUUGAUGGUGCUCCACAACUAACCACGCCUGGUAGUGGAGGUGGUGUUGAUGGUGUUCCACAACUAACCAAGCCUGGUAGGGGAGGUGGUGUUGAUGGUGCUCCACAGCUAACCAAGCCUGGUAGUGGAGGUGGGGUUGAUGGUGUUCCACAACUAACCAAGCCUGGUAGUGGAGGAGGUGUUGAUGGUGCUCCACAACUGACUAAGCCUGGAAGUGGAGGUGGUGUUGGUGGUGCUCCACAGCUAACCAAGCCUGGUAGUGAAGGUGGUGUUGGUGGUGCUCCACAAAUAACCAAGCCUGGUAGUGGAGGUGGCGUUGAUGGUGCUCCACAACUAACCAGGCCUAGUAGUAGAGGUGGUGUUGAUGUUGCUCCACAAUUAACCAAGCCUGGUAGUGGAGGUGGGGUUGAUGGUGUUCCACAACUAACCAAGCCUGGUAGUGCAGGGGGUGUUGAUGGUGCUCCACAACUAACCACGCCUGGUAGUGGAGGUGGUGUUGAUGGCGUUCCACAACUAACCAAGCCUGGUAGGGGAGGUGGUGUUGAUGGUGCUCCACCACUAACCAAGCCUGGUAGUGGAGGUUGUGUUGGUGGUGCUCCACAACUAACACCAAGCCUGGUAGUGGAGGUGGUGGUGAUGGUGCUCCACAACUAA
Messenger RNA from Mizuhopecten yessoensis (Yesso scallop), 924 nucleotides. Its product is annotated as glycine-rich cell wall structural protein-like. The record is from RefSeq and is a predicted model, not a curated record. Lineage: Eukaryota; Metazoa; Mollusca; Bivalvia; Pectinida; Pectinidae. The transcript is spliced from 2 exons. The coding region runs from base 1 to 924 and encodes 307 amino acids.